CUUGGUAUAUCUUCAGCUGCCUCGGAGCAGAGUCACUGUCCCCAGGAGAUCGGAACUUAGAACCACCCCGGCAAGGGCCACAGCUGGAGGAUCACCCAGGUGUGGACAAGAUGGUGAACAAUUCCUCUCUUCCCAUGAACACAUCUGCCGGGACUCUGACUGUACCUGCUGGCUACAUUGUUCUGAAUGUCUUCUCUUACACAGUAUGUGCAGUCACCUUUGUCCUGGGUGUUCUGGGAAAUGGCCUUGUGAUCUGGGUGGCUGGAUUCCGCAUGAAACACACAGUCACCACCAUGUGUUACCUGAACUUGGCCAUAGCCGACUUCUCUUUCACCCUGACCUUACCUUUCCUCGCGGUCCGGCAGGCCUGGGGAGGACACUGGCCUUUAGGUUGGUUCCUAUGCAAGCUCAUUUUUACUAUAGUGGACAUAAACCUGUUUGGAAGUGUCUUCCUGAUUGCUCUCAUCGCCCUGGACCGCUGUAUUUGUGUCCUGCAUCCAGUGUGGGCCCAGAACCACCGCACCGUGAGUCUGGCCAAGAAGGUGAUCGCGGUGGUGUGGACAUGUGCACUGCUCCUUACCUUGCCAGUUAUCAUUCGUGUAACUACAGUGACUCGUCCAUUUGGGCAUCAAGUCUGCACCUUUGACUUUUCACCCUGGACCACAGACCGUGCAGAGAAGAUGAAAGUGGCCAUCACCAUGCAGACCGUCCGAGGGAUCAUCCGGUUCGUUAUUGGCUUUAGCAUGCCCAUGUUCACCGUUGCCAUCUGCUAUGGACUCAUUGCCACCAAAAUGUACAAGCAAGGCCUGCUCCAAUCCAGCCGUCCCUUGCGGGUUCUCUCUUAUGUUGUCGUUGCCUUUCUUUUCUGCUGGUGCCCUUUCCAGGUAGUGGCCCUCAUACUCACCAUCAGAAUCCGAGAAGUCCUUAGCGGGAUGGGUGGAAACCUUGGUGUUGCACUAAUAGCAACGAGCUCCCUGGCCUACUUCAACAGCUGCCUCAACCCCAUGCUCUAUGUCUUCAUGGGCCGGGACUUCCGGGAGAGACUGAUCCGCUCCCUGCCGGCCAGUCUGGAGAGGGCGCUGACUGAGGACUCAACCCCAACCAAGGAUACAGCAGCCAAUUCUGCCUCAGCUCCUGCAGAGGUCCAGUUGCAAGCGACAUGAGGAAGGUGCUGGGGACGCUUUUGUUGUCCCAGAUCCAGCUUCAUCUCAUCUCUAAUUAUACUGCACCACAGCCAUUCCCCACUCUCCUUAGGGUCAGCCGCUCAUUAGGAACAAUUCCCUGUGCCCACUGCUUCGGAGACAAGAAACAGAUGCCAGGCUACUGAUGAUGUCUGCUUUUGAUCUGGGGAUUCCACCUUGGGGUGGAGAAGUGAGAAAAGAUAAGGAGAUCAUGCACCCCUCUUAGCUGGAAAUGGUCCUGAUCAUAAUAAUUAUGCUCUAGCACAGUUAUUAGUAAUGUCCACUUCCACUCUUAAAGGUGUCCCUCUGUGGACAUUGAACCCUAUUAGUUCUUCCCAGGAAAAUGAAGACGGUGGGAGAAGUACCAAAUGUAAAAGAAGUACUUUCUCAGUAGCUGAGCUUUUCUUGAUGAAUAAGUAAGUGAAAAUGAAAAGCCAUAGAGGUAUCAGUCAAAGACCUCGAGCCCCUGGAGUUACAUAUAAAACUGCCCAAUCCAUUGCAUUACAAAACUUGGGAACUCAACUAUUCUCCCCACAGACCCUCCAUUUUCACUGUUACCCCAGAUGUGGCUGGGACAGAAUUAACCCAGUAUCUGGUACUUGCUGUCCUUCUUCCCAGGGUGACUAACACAGGGUACAACUCAGACAUCUGCCUCAAUUUCCUUACAAACUACUUGCACAAGGUCCUUAAACAUGGAAUGUAGUUUGUGUGGGGUCAGGCAAUGUGGACUAUGUCCUGGUCAGCCACAGACCAUGUGAAAGCAUCAAGUUGAACUCUAGAAACCCUUGUUCCUAAACAACUUUCUUCCUUCCCUUCUCCUCCCCUCCAGACUUUUGCUUUUUUUCUUGUUUUGCAAUUCAGGGACUUUAUCCCUUUUACCCUCUGACUUCCUAUGCCUGGGUCUCCUUUUAUAAUCCAAGCCAAGCUUUCAUGAUAGCACCCUCCUUACGAUGAUUGCUGGUGCCAGCUCUGAGGAGUCAUUUAGACACCGCCACAUUUUAUCAUUAUCAGGAUAGAGAAGAGAAAAAGGAAGAAGAGUGGUGGGUUGGAGAAGAAUCCCAGGAGCACCCAGAGUCAGCUGAUACCAGAUCACGCACUUUGGUGAGGGGCUGGAUGCUGGUGGUUGGCUUCACCCCAGUUCCAGGGGAGACCCCUGAGCUUGACCACAUGGUGUGGUCUCAGUAAUCCAUCACUUCUGUGGAGUCCCGGGAUGGUCCUUGUGUGCAGCCCCCAGCAAAUGCCUCAGCCUUGCACUGUAGCAUCCAAUGAACUUAUUUAAUCUAAUGCCCCUAACCCUGAUGCUUCUGAAGGACAUCGACAGAUCCUUGUCUUCCUCCGACAUACAAAAGCUUUCAAUAAAUGUUAAACUAAAUCUUA
Molecule: messenger RNA, 2558 nt
Organism: Chinchilla lanigera (long-tailed chinchilla)
Lineage: Eukaryota; Metazoa; Chordata; Mammalia; Rodentia; Chinchillidae
Product: fMet-Leu-Phe receptor
Exons: 2
Coding region: 111-1163 (350 amino acids)
Biological process (GO): positive regulation of cytosolic calcium ion concentration; phospholipase C-activating G protein-coupled receptor signaling pathway; inflammatory response
Cellular component (GO): plasma membrane
Molecular function (GO): complement receptor activity; N-formyl peptide receptor activity
Source: RefSeq, a predicted model, not a curated record